AAUAACAUCAUCAUUUUCUCUAUGUAGAAUCGAAAUCUAUGAAGGGAUACACGGCGUACUCACAUUCGUAUGUGCUGCUCCUCCUCCUUCUCCAGCUUUACUUUGCAAACGAUCAUUUAAAAGCGAACAGCACUCCGAAAAUGAUUUUAUUCCUAUUUGAGAUUUGGUGCUGUUAGGUCGAAACGAGUAAUACAUAUUCAAAUGGACUAGAAAUUGUUGAUAAGAAAAGUCUUGUUGCUAAAAUAGUGUGAAGAAGAAAUCAACCUGAAGUGUGGAACUUAAGCCGAACAUAAUUGUGCACAACCCACCACAUCCCAAUAAAAGAAAUAAAGAAAAUCAGAACGCGAUCAACGCAACAUCAUCAAUAAUAAUGCGGCGGCAGCAAGUCUUACGAAUGAUGCUAUUGGCCUUUAUUGCCUUUAUGCUUGUGGUAGAGACACCAGCGGAAGUUACUCUGGGUGAUAUACGAGGAACAUUGCAAUCGCUUAUAUAUUCAUACAACCAACUGGAUAACAAACUCGAAAGACACGAACAUCGGGAGAGAGCCUUGGGUGAACUUAUGAAAAAGGGUAUAAUGUCCCUACAAAAGGGUCAAAAAAAUCUGGAACCUAUUAAUGGAAUAUUUUCCAGGCUGGAUGAGCGUGUUAGUCAAAUUGAGACCUUAUUAAUAGCGCAAGAAGAAAAAUAUAACAUUCAAACUGAAAAAAUGGGUGAAGCCUUGGCUCGUAUUUUCAAAUGGAUGCAAGAAAACGAUGAGUGCUACAGAAGACCCCCAGUGGCAUUAAGAGAUCCCGAAAUGACAACUGAAAAAUCCGAACUCUCAUUGGCUCCAACAUUUGUUAAAUCCCAAGAAGAAUUUAAUCGAAAAAUGACCACAGAUUUGGAUAAACUUACAAUAAAUGUUGCCAAGCUAUUAGACCUUUCGCAAAAUGUUAUGGAACAAACGGAGGUGGUAUUUAAGAGUAGUCCUGCCACUCAAGAUAUGCUAUCGAAAAUUGAGGACCAUCUAGUAAGCUAUAGUGUAGUUACACCAGCCCCACCACCACCAGCCGUCAUAGUGCAACCAGCCAAUAACACCGUAUUUGAAAAUAAAAUCGUUGGCAUGCUGCAAAAUGUGCACAGUAGCCUGACAGAGCUUAAAGAAGCACCCAAAUCUCAACAAGGUCUGUCUGUGACCGAUAAAGAUUUCAUACAGGCCUUGAACAAUGAAACAUUAACAGCUUUGGAACAUAUCAGGGCCGACCAUGUUGAGGCUAGCAAUCAAAUUAUAAGCAAAACCUCGGAGAACAUCAAAAAUACCCAAGACUUUUUGGGUGUUAAGUUUGAUAAGGUUCAAACAAAUGUUUUGGACUCUGCCAGUCUUCUGGAGAAAUUCUACAAGGAGAUGAAUCACAGCUAUACUAAAUUCAAUGAAGGCCUUGAAAUAUUCGACAAAUUCAACAAUAUCCUAAUGACCAAUUCCGAAUAUGUCUUGGACACACAAAGAAAGGUGGAAUUUGGCACAGUGCAAAUUGUGCAAAAAAUCUCGGAUCAUUUGGAGAAACAACGCGAUGCCAUUUUUGAAACACUCAAAGAACGCUUCGAUAACGUCGAUGAAAUGUUGAUUACCAAUCAGAUAGAGUCCAUGCAAAAUUUCUCAUCCCUUAUCGAAUCGGAAAUAACCCAAGUAUGGCAUCAAAUUUCCAUAAUGCAUGAGGAAAUUAUGGAUACCAAAGACAUACUCAAGGCUGUAGAUGCUCGCAAUGAGGCCUCGGUCAAUAAUACAUAUACCAGCGUCAACACCAUGGGCCUUAAAGUGGAGGAUAUUAAAAAUCGCAUGCUGGACAUGGACUCAAACUUGAAUUUCCUCUUGGGCAAAUUAUCAAUCAUUUCCCAGGAAUUCAAUAACAUUAAAUUAGGUUUAGGUGAAUCUUUGGAAGAUUUGCGCAAGACUUUUGAUGCGAUACAGGGCAAAAUCCCAGAAAUUACAGGCAUAAAUUCCAAUUUGGGAAACUAUGAAACUGAAUUGAAACUGCUACCGAAGCGCAAUGCUGCUCUGACAUAAGAAGAGAGGGCAACCAUGCAAUAAAAGUGAUUGAAAUUAAAUAAAGUUAAAUGUAUUGUAAAAUUUACUGUAGUAGUUGAUGUAGUAGCAUAAAACCAACACUAAAACAGCCGUUAGCAAUUGAAGAUUUGUGACAACAUAAAUCUGUAACUGCAGCAUUAUCGCCAGGGAUGUUCAGAUUUGAAAUAUGAUUUAAAAAAAUCAGGGUCUUAAUUUUCCAAGGUAUAUAUAAAAAUAAUACAAUUACAACUUAUAAAUCAACAGAUUAUGAGCGCCUAUGGCCUAUUGGGUCAGACAAAAUUAUUUUUUUUUAUUUAUGGCAUCUAUAAUACUCCCAUCAUUCAUUCAUGCAAGAUCUGUCUUCAAAUGUGAACAGCCCAGAAAACUCAUUUGUAAUAGCUUUUAAGUGUAACUGUACUUCUGACCAAAGAUUUUAAUAAACCUUUUCUAUUUUUGUGCCCAAAUAUUAAAAAAAAAAACUAAUAAAAUAAAAUAAAAAAAUUGGUAAA
Molecule: messenger RNA, 2553 nt
Organism: Stomoxys calcitrans (stable fly)
Lineage: Eukaryota; Metazoa; Arthropoda; Insecta; Diptera; Muscidae
Exons: 5
Coding region: 371-2044 (557 amino acids)
Cellular component (GO): plasma membrane
Source: RefSeq, a predicted model, not a curated record